CAAGCAACCAGCCAAACCAAGAACCUAAGAACCUCCGCCCCGAGGCACCGCACUUCCAAGCCAACGUCAACCCUCAACCAACCCCCUUCGUCCUUCGUCCUUCAUCACCUCCCUCGUCCGGCAUGCUCGGAGUUCUCUUCAAUGGCGGCUUUGGCUGCAUUCUUGCAGGGCUUCUUUUGGGGGCAGCGUUCUCGCAGCAACAUGUCGUCACGGCCGCCCUCCCGGCGGCCCCCAUCGACGCCAUCAACGACGACGCCCGCCUCGCCCCCCUGGACUGCGCCCGUGCCUCUGGGUACAACGUGAGUUGCUGCCCAUUCACCUGCACGCCGACGUUUGACCCGCACACGGAGAUCGUUCCUGUUCCAGGGCAGCGUGCGGCCGUCGCCCUCGUCAUGGCAUUCAACGACUGCCCGCAAGGACCCGGGCACUACACGUGGCGGGUCGAUUGGCAUGACGGGUGCGUCACCUCAGGAACCUACGACCACCUCCUGCAGGUGCACGAACAGCACCAAUAUGCCAAGGCUGGCGUGUACGAGAUCACCGCAGAGUACUGCUCCACGCCCGCCCCUGGCUGCUCCUCCUGCUCCACCAUGACCACGACCAUCAACGUGCACUGAGGCUGCCGAAUUGGAGGAUCCUCGCUCGUCUGCUCCCCUCUUUCUCUUCUUUCUCUUCUUGUUCUUCUUUGUCCCCUCCCUCCUUCCACAUUGUCCGUGCUCUUCUUUGUCCCCUCCCUCCUUUUCCUCUCUCUGUCUCUUUGUGUCUGUCUGUUUGCCUGUCCGUCUGUCUGUCUGUCUGUCUGUCUGUUUGUUUGUCUGUCUGUCUGUCUGUGUGUCUGUGUGUCUGUCUCUGUGUCUGGUAUGCUUCGUUUGCGCUCUGUUGCCUUUGUGCGUGUGCGUUCAAGUACGCAGAGUUGAUUCCUUGCUUCUUGGCUGCACACCGGGCAACUGCAACGUGAGCGACGUGUUCUCUUCUGCUUUGGUCUCUGCCUGUGCGUGAUGUGAUUUGAUUUGAGUACACCCACACCCCAAAGAAGCAACCACCA
Salpingoeca rosetta is the source of this 1045-nucleotide messenger RNA. RefSeq lists its product as uncharacterized. Lineage: Eukaryota; Choanoflagellata; Craspedida; Salpingoecidae. The coding region runs from base 123 to 617 and encodes 164 amino acids. The record is from RefSeq and is a predicted model, not a curated record. The transcript is spliced from 2 exons.